This is a messenger RNA of Aspergillus caelatus, 1204 nucleotides long. RefSeq lists its product as uncharacterized. NCBI's taxonomy places the organism in Eukaryota, Fungi, Ascomycota, Eurotiomycetes, Eurotiales, Aspergillaceae. The record is from RefSeq and is a predicted model, not a curated record. The coding region runs from base 547 to 864 and encodes 105 amino acids. The transcript has 2 exons.
UAAGAUCAGAUAUGUAGGUUUCAGCUGAACAACUUCGACAUACAGCGCAGCAAAAAUGCCUUAGUAGAGACGACACAGCAAAGGAUAACAACUAAGCGACAAUGUGGCUUUAAUAAGAAAGCUUUGCCCCUGUAGUAAGUUCGCAGGGCACAUCGCAGAAACGAAACAACAGGAGGAUACGGACAGGCGCUUGCAACCAGUAGUAACCACAAAACAGAACAAUGCGUGCGCUAUGAGAGAAAAGCCGAGCCGGGACAUUCAUGGUAUUGACAGACGGCAAAUAGACAAAAAAAAAACCCUUUUUUUUUUUUUUCCUUUUUCUCUUUUUCUUAGUUCCCGAUUAAGCUCCCGUGGUCUCCAAAAUAGAUCGCCUGAAAGCAUCGAAGUGUUUCAAAAAUACAAAAUUCGAGGAGGAACGCGAGUGUCGUAACACCGUAGUAUCGUCAAAGGCUGAGCUCGACGUGCUUCUGGAAGCACAUAUUUGAAAGACGGUGGUUGAGGUCCCACAAUCCCCUCGGCCUUCAGUUACUUAAAUCCCUAGCCACCAUGAGCAGGGCAGUUGUAGCCCUCACGGCGCCGGACUUGCUGUCUCACGCCAGUGCAGGAUGUUCCUCGCUUUGCGCAGUAGACAACAUCCCCUUCCGGGUGGGUACAGCCGCAGUCGUACUUGUAGAAGUAUUGCGAGCACAUUUUGAAGAUUUGAGGUUGAUGGAGCUGAACAGGGUGAGUUUAAUGAGAGAUAUAGACAGUCAAGCCGACUCGGUCAAGCAACUUGUAGAGUUCAGAGAAGACGAAAGAUGUCGAGCUCAGCGAUCUUGCUUUGAGGGUAAUCUGAGAGAUAGAACUGCUGUGAUGUUGUUCUGAUAGUUCGACGGAUUGUGAGGACCUUAAAUAAAAUUGCUUGGUCUUGCUUCUGUACCAAAAUGAUAGAGAAUGACUGCGGACAGCUGUGCCGCAAUAGCACCAUUUACAAGAAAUAACAAAAAAGGUACCAAAGGAGGCUUAGAAUAAAAAAAAUCAUAAUAAUAGAAUAAAAACUGAUCUUUAAAAAAAUAAAAUAAAAAAGCCGGGGCAGAAGAAUGAAAGUAAGAACAAGGUUAGUCAAGGAUCUCAAGUACGGAUACAGCAUCUUCUCUUUUCCUUUUUCCUUUUUCUUUCUUUUUUUUCUUUUAUUUUCUUUUUUUUUUUUUGUUCUUCUUCUCUU